UUGGGCAGGGAAUUGUUGCUGUUAUGGUGAAUUAUUGAAAUUUGUAGCCUCUGGGUGCUACUUUAAUUCAGGCAGAAUCGGGGCCCCUUUUUUCCAUACCCCCCAUAGGAAAGCACAGUCUAGAACACGGCGGCAUACAGAGACGAGACGAGAGAUCAAGCCCGUUUGUGACCUCCUGACUAUUCCUGUGGCAACAGGUCGUGGUCACCGGGAAGAAUGACGUUUUAAUCUGAACGAGGAGGAAGGGAAAAGAUGGGCCGCUGGGAGCAGCUGCUUAAAAAGAGCAAUCAAAACCCACCCCUGUGUCUUUGUCCUUUCGGGAGCAAUUCUGCCACAGAAGGUCUGACCGUCAAACCCACAUUCUCCGUGUGGUGGAAGCCACAUUAAGCACCUACAGCCGCUAAGGGUAACGCUACACUGGAAACAGUAACCGAUUGACCUGGAAAAUCUGGCACAUGAAUAAAGGCUCCAGCUACCAACAAAACAGGCCCCAUCCGCUGCCCAGGGUUCUGGCGACGGUGAUGAGCAAUGGGGUAUGAUGUAGCCCGCUUUCAGGGGGAUGUGGACGAAGACCUUAUAUGCCCCAUCUGCAGCGGAGUCCUGGAGGAGCCGGUGCAGGCCCCUCACUGUGAACACGCCUUCUGCAAUGCCUGCAUCACCCAGUGGUUCUCCCAGCAGCAGACCUGCCCCGUGGACCGCAGCGUAGUCACUGUGGCCCACCUCCGCCCCGUGCCCCGGAUCAUGCGGAACAUGCUCUCCAAGCUGCAGAUCACCUGCGACAACGCGGUUUUCGGCUGCACGGCGGUCGUGCGACUCGACAACCUGAUGUCUCACCUCAAUGACUGUGAGCAUAAUCCAAAGCGGCCGGUGACGUGCGAGCAAGGAUGCGGCUUGGAAAUGCCCAAAGACGAGCUGCCAACUCACAACUGCAUCAAGCACUUAAGGUCGGUGGUGCAGCAGCAGCAGACGAGAAUUGCUGAGCUGGAGAAGACUUCAGCGGAGCACAAGCAUCAGCUAGCCGAGCAGAAACGGGACAUCCAGCUGCUGAAGGCCUACAUGCGAGCCAUCCGCAGCGUCAACCCCAACCUGCAGAACCUGGAAGAGACCAUUGAAUACAACGAAAUCCUAGAGUGGGUGAACUCCUUGCAGCCUGCCCGGGUGACGCGAUGGGGCGGGAUGAUCUCCACACCGGACGCCGUCCUCCAGGCGGUCAUCAAGCGCUCACUGAUGGAAAGCGGGUGCCCCACGUCCAUCAUCAACGAGCUGAUCGAGAACGCCCAUGAGCGGAACUGGCCGCAGGGCCUGGCCACCCUGGAAACCCGCCAGAUGAACCGGCGCUAUUAUGAGAACUACGUGGCCAAGCGCAUCCCCGGCAAGCAGGCCGUGGUGGUGAUGGCCUGCGAGAACCAGCACAUGGGGGAGGACAUGGUGCUCGAGCCGGGACUGGUGAUGAUAUUUGCACACGGAGUGGAGGAGAUCUAAAGACUUUUAAAGAGAGAGAAACAUUUUGUGCUUGAAAAAAAAAUAACUAACUUGUCUAAAACCGCUGACAUCUUCCCCCCCCGCCCCCGUCAGUCACAGCAUUAUAUCAGGGCAUUAUUCCUCCAAGCGUGUGGCUCGUAAUUUAAAGAGUGAUUAAAGGCCUCUGGCAAACACUCCCUUGUAGCGCUGGGCAGUCGCCCAGCAUCAUAUGCAAAAUGCGGUUUGCCUCUUGCAGCAGAUCCGCCUCCCAGUCCGGUGUCCGUGUGGCUUCUAACUGGCUUUGAAAAGCACACAGCCCCUUGAAACCGCUGUGGGCUUUGGAGCGGGCCUGACUGCCGACACCUCUGCCAUUGUCCUGACCUCUUGGCGCAGUCCAAACCAAAGGGGCCAGCGGAUCUCGGCAUGGUGCUGCCCUGGGGUGACCCGACCACACGGUGUUCACGUCUGCGCCGAAGCUUUAUUCUCCCCACUCCCGGUUUCUUUCCUCCCUCUGAGGCACCUGUGUGAAAGCCACAGCUCUCCAGCCGGGCUCACACGCCUGCAGGCUGCAAAGCGGGACCACAAAGGCAGGUCUCGCUUUGCAGCCUUUGGUGGGAGGUGGGACCCUGCUCAGACAUGCCUACGGUUUGGCCGGGGGGCUAAGCUGCAGACACGAGCGAUGCCAAAUAACCGCUCCCCACAAACGAGGCGUGAUUUCACCAUAACGGCGUUUUGCAGCCAAACAGCUGAGCUGUGGCGCAACCACGCUCUGGAACUUGACCGUGUGGCCUUGUGCUGCUCUGGGGAGAAACCAGACUUCAAGGGGGAAUUCGAAGUGGAACUAAAGUCUCAUUGGACGGCCCUUUCGCCUCCUUCCUUUCUCCCUCCCGCUUGGAGCCGACCGGACGCUCUGGUGGCUCGGACACCCGAGGGAGGCAACGGACUCCAGGAGCCUGUAAUGUGGACAGCCUCUCUGCCUGCCAGUCUUGCCCGGAACCUAGAUUCAGCUGUCCUGUCUGUGUGUGCGUUGAACGGUCAACAAAGAGCUUUAUGUCUUUUUUUCAGACACUUGUGAUUGUGGUUUGUUUUUUUUGUACCUUUUUUUUGCCUUGUUUGUUUGUAUUUUCCCUUUAUUUUAUUUUUUAAAUACAGUGGCCAGAAAUGCUGCCAGGCCCAAUUAAGUUUACUUGUUGGGAAUUUAAUUUAUUUGCAUUUGUGGGAUUUUUUUGGGGGGAGGGUGUGGAUUUUUGGUUUUGUUCCUUUCUUUCGGUCUUUGUCUUACCUGGAGACUUUGUUUCCUCCUUAGCUGGUGGUUUUGUGCCCAGGGUGGCUGCGUGUGGGACAGGGAGUGAAUUGUCAAUAAAUAAGAGGUUCUGAUUGCUCUAAUCCAGACCUUGACACGACCAUCCUUUGGGAGACUGCUUGCAUCUCUUUGGCCCUCUGAAUAGCUUGAGCCCUCCCCAGCUGCUAGCCGGAAGCUGCAAAUAGGGUGACGUAAGAGUUUGAAUUCCCAGUUAACUGCCCCACAGCCAAGCAGCUCCCCUGGGUUCCCACUCAGUCGGGCGAUAGCGGAGCUGCCUUCGCCCAUGGAAAGGAGUCUGAUCUCCCUACGACACCCACCCCUCUGCCCCAGCUGGCAGAGCAGCCCUGCAAAAGGGAGGGUUCUUGGAGCCCAUCUUCGGGGCAGCAGCUGUCCAGUGGGUGAUGACCCCGCGGACCAUCUCCAUUGCUAGGCUCUGUAAGAACUACAUUUCCCAUCACGCCUCACACUGAUUGGCCUAGUUCUGCCCCGCCGUAUGACACUAGCGAGAGCUUCUUCCAGGAGCUGAAUCCGCUUGCGUCGGCCCAGACUGCAGACGGAGCUAAACGUGCUUCCUGGCGCUCUAAGCAGAGGAGGACGCCCCUCGCCCAGCUGCCUGUCUCAAAGGGUCUGUCCCCUUUUCUUCGGGUCCCGGAGCUCCACCACGGGCAGGGCUCCCAGGGAGAUGCUGCCUGAGAACUAUCGCUCGAGCCCCGGCGGUGGGUUUUUGUUCCCAAUUUCCCGCCACUCUUCGGUGGACAUCCAGGGAAACCUUUGCGUCCUGCUUCAGAGGCUCUGUAAACUGCCACAGGAUUUCAGUUUGGCAUUCACCUUUACCGCCCGGCCCGCCUGGGUGGAGCUUUUAGGGUCCUUCUCUUCCUGCAUUUUUUUUCUCUUUCAACUGGCGAAUUUGCUCGUGGUUGGUUUGUUUUAAUGCAGCAUUGAGGAAAUCCAGCCAGUUCUCUGUUUCAGGACCUGGUUGGCUUUCCCCUCUUUGUUGGGUAACGUCAGAGUUUUCCGUGUGUCUCGUAUCCUACGUUACAAGCGCCUGGCGCGUUCUUCAGAAGUCAGAUCAGUUUGAGGUAUGGAGCGGGUUGUAUUUGAAUUCAUGUCUCGAUGAUGAGGUGUGUGGAAGGGGAAUUAUUGGGUGGGAGCUCUGUCCAACCCAGACCCUUAUGCUCAGGAAUUAGAAAAAGCUGCUAAAUCCAACCUGGUAACUGCAUCUGUCUAGCUGGACUUUUUUUAAAAACUGAUUCCCCCUCCUCCACUGGGCCUUUGCUUCCAGAGAUGGCUUCCGUCUCCUUUCCACUGGAGGAACCGGGCGCUCGGAAAUCAGACUAGACUUGCAAUGGUGUCUUUGCUGGUCCAUAAAAGUUGCUGGUUGUGUCUUGUGUGCGCUGUUUCAUUGUGUCGACUGCACUAAUAAACUGCCUUUUCUUGA
This is a messenger RNA of Chrysemys picta bellii (western painted turtle), 4202 nucleotides long. The record is from RefSeq and is a predicted model, not a curated record. Lineage: Eukaryota; Metazoa; Chordata; Testudines; Emydidae.